Molecule: messenger RNA, 972 nt
Organism: Sabethes cyaneus
Lineage: Eukaryota; Metazoa; Arthropoda; Insecta; Diptera; Culicidae
Product: jerky protein homolog-like
Exons: 2
Coding region: 1-972 (323 amino acids)
Cellular component (GO): nucleus
Molecular function (GO): DNA binding
Source: RefSeq, a predicted model, not a curated record
AUGUUAACUGUUGCUGGUGAACGAGCAUCUGGUGAUAUUGAAGCAUUUGCUGCCUUCAAGAAUAGAUUCAUGCAAACUAUACUUGUUAAUCAGUAUGAAAAGUGGGAAAUUUACAACGCUGAUGAAUCAGCAUUAUUUGUAAAACUUCUACCGUCACGUUCACUAGCCUUGCACGACAAAGAUAUUGCGGAAGGCAGGAAGGUGAUCAAAAACCGUAUUACGUUUAUGCCUUGCUGCAAUAUCGAUGGGUCAAACAAGCUUCCACUUUUCUUCUUGGGAGUGGCUGCAAAUCCGAGAGAUCUUCCGAAAGACAAAACCUUGCUUCCAGUUUACUAUAGACAUUCGAAAAAGGCUUGGACGAACAGAGCUUUGUUCAACGAGUGGUUUAUUUCAGAGUUCGUGCCUUCAGUAAGAGCGUUUGCCGUGAGGAAUAAUCAUGAACCGCGGGCUCUACUCGUUCUAGUUAAUUGUUUUGCCCAUUUCGAUGGAGGCAGCUCGCUUGAAAGCGACGACGGUAAAAUAAAAGUGCUAUUCUUGCCUCCCAACGUGACAUCCUUGGGGCAACCAAUGGACCAGGGUGUUCUGAAUGCGAUUAAGAAACGUUUCAAAAAGAAACUACUGAUGCACUUAUUGCUCGACUACAAGGACUUGGGUAAUCGUUUAGUGGGAGAUUGCGAUAUUUACGAUGAUAAUGAAAUAAUCAAUUAUAUUAUGAACAAAUCAACUCUUUCUGAUCUCAAUACAGAGUCAAAUUGUUCAGGCGGAAACGACAAUGAACUAAUCGACGAUUCGAUGAAUAAUCAGAGCUGGAUAAUUAUGGAACAUUGUACCGAAGGAGCCGAGAAGCAUGAAAAGGCUAUGGAGUGCAUUGAUUUUCUUAUUGAUUACCUCGAAGAGAAGGACGAAAUACUAGAUGUCACCAAAUUGAGUAACAUAAGAAGCAAAUUUAUUGAAAUGGAGUUUCAAAGAUGA